UUUACCAAAACUGCCCCCUCCUUUCUCCUUUCUCCUUCUCCCGAUCCUACACUCUGCACUCUCUCUUUCUCUAUCGCAAAAAACUUCUACACCCCUCUUCCCUCCCGCCGCUGCACCUCUUCCUCCUCCUCUUUUUCGUUUCUCUCCGUCACUCUCAACGCCACACCGCCGUCGCCUUCCAGAUAAACAAAGAAUAUGGAAAAUUGCGAAAAAAAGGCAUUAGUCCUGAGAUGGAGGAAAAGUUAGAUAGGAUGUUUUCGAACACAGUUGCUACCGGUGAACAUGCCUGGGCACCUUCAUCUGGAGUACUACCACCAGAGACAAGAGAGGAAUCCAUAGGACAGAUUGAUUUAGAUGAUGAGGAAGAAAGUGAGACUAUGCAGGAUCUAAGGCAAGCUACUAGGAAGGGAAAAAAAAGAGCGACUAACCAAGGAGAAUUGCAAAAGAAGGUUGAUAAGAAAGGAAAAAAAAUUGGAGGCGCUGCAAAACUUUGUAGUCAAAUUGACCGUCUUGUUGAAGUUUAUGAAACUAGGAGUUCUGCAAACUCAUUGAUGAGGCCGCUAAAUUUAGACAGUAGUAUUGUGGAAGUGAUAGCGUCAGUUGCAAAAUUGCCUGGUUGUGAGCCACCUAGCGAGCUAUGGUUGUUUGCUACAUGUUUAUUUUGUAGUGCAGAGAAGCGAGAGAUGUUUGCCACUAUGAAAGAUCCUGAAGUGCAGCUAACUUGGUUGAAAUAUAUGUUCAACAAAGAACAAUAAGGAGCUAAAACUAUGAAUUAGGACUGUGUGGUUUGUGUUUAUUGAAUGUUGCUUGUACUUUGUGUUUAUUGCAUGUUGGAUUAUGAUUUCUUAUUAAACGUUGGAUUAUUCAUGAA
Pyrus x bretschneideri (Chinese white pear) is the source of this 871-nucleotide messenger RNA. RefSeq lists its product as uncharacterized. The record is from RefSeq and is a predicted model, not a curated record. NCBI's taxonomy places the organism in Eukaryota, Viridiplantae, Streptophyta, Magnoliopsida, Rosales, Rosaceae. Bases 231 to 755 code for a protein of 174 amino acids. The transcript is spliced from 2 exons.